Messenger RNA from Lodderomyces parapsilosis, 843 nucleotides. Its product is annotated as palmitoyl-(protein) hydrolase. The record is from RefSeq and is a predicted model, not a curated record. The transcript has a single exon. Gene Ontology annotation, biological process: protein depalmitoylation. Lineage: Eukaryota; Fungi; Ascomycota; Pichiomycetes; Serinales; Debaryomycetaceae. Gene Ontology annotation, molecular function: carboxylic ester hydrolase activity; palmitoyl-(protein) hydrolase activity. The coding region runs from base 1 to 843 and encodes 280 amino acids. Gene Ontology annotation, cellular component: cytoplasm.
AUGAGGUCUUGCGUUAUCUUCAUUUCUUGCAUAUUGGUCCUUUUCUUGUCAUUUUAUCAAGGCAUUUUCAACUCCAUUUUUAACUCCAUUUUCACGCGCAACAACAACAACAACAAUUCCGGAACCUCCUCCCCACCACCAACAAAUAUGAGUGCCAUUACAGCAAUUAGAUUCAACGCAACAAAAACACCCGCUAAGGCAGCAAUUAUCUUUCUUCACGGCCUUGGUGAUACUGGUGAAGGUUGGUCAUGGUUGCCACAACUCAUCAACCAAACUGAUUUAAUACCCGAUGCGCAAUCAAUUAAUUAUGUAUUCCCAAAUGCACCUCAAAUACCAAUCACAGUCAAUGGGGGUAUGAGGAUGCCUGGUUGGUUUGAUAUUUAUGAGUUUGGUAAUCCCAAUGCUAGACAAGAUAUCAAUGGAUUCUUCAAGAGUUGUGAUGUAUUAAAGAGCUUAAUACAAGAACAAAUCGACAAAUACAACAUUCCCGCCAAUAAAAUCAUCAUUGGUGGAUUUAGUCAAGGUGCAGCAAUCUCAUUAGCAACUGUAUCAUUAUUGAACUUCAAAAUUGGUGGUGUUGUUGCCCUUUCUGGAUUCUGCGCCGUUAGUGAAGAGUUGGAGAAACGAUUGGUUAAAGAUGUAAACUUUGAUACUCCAAUUUUUCAAGGUCACGGAACUGCUGACCCCAUUAUUGCUUAUGAUUUUGGAAAGAGAACUAGUGAACUUUAUCAUAGAUUGGGAUACAAAAAAAUACAAUUCAAUACAUAUCCUGGAGUAGCUCAUAGUGCUAGUGAGGAAGAGUUGAUUGACGUUGUGAAGUUUAUAAAAGAUGUUUUAGGAUAG